UUUUAUUUUCAAAGAAGCACUGAUAUCAGUUACUUCAAAGCAACAAGUUUUUAUUUUUCUCCAAAAUGCCCCAAAGUAUUUUUUCACAACGUUAUAAUUUGAAAAGGAUUGAAAUGAAUGCUUAUUUUGACGAUGUGUUUCGGAAGAUUUCUCUACUUCCGAAAAUUGGUAAAACUCCGGAAUUGAAGAGCACCUUUCAACCAUUGACUAAAGAACAAAUAAAUUUGUCAAGUUAUCAAGAGAAAGAAAAGAAGUUGCUUAAGUCAAGUGAUUGGUACGACAGUGAUCAGAUUUCAAUAACAACACGAUAUCAUUUGGAAUCUAACUUCGGUUGCCUUUUGAUGGAUAGAUACUCUGAAAGUAACUAUAAGGCUAAGCUGAACUUGAAAGAACCAUCGAAAGACCCUAUGGUCCUAGACAACCAUAUGAGUUCAAUAGAAUCACCAAUAUCCUUAUCUAAAAAUCAAGAUUCUCAGGAAGCACCACAAAAUCCCGAAUAUUUCGUUUCUAAGCCAAAGAAGUCUCCCGGUAAUUUAAAAAUAUCUUCGGAUAACAUCAAAAAGAAACGCCGUAAUAGUCGUUUUUCAAAACAACCCAAGUCGUAUGAAUGUGAGCGUUGUCAAAAGAGUUUUGAUCGUCCAUGGGUACUAGCCGGGCACAUGCGCUUACACACGGGUCAGAAGCCUUUUGUUUGUCCUAAUGAUUCAUGCAAAAAGAGCUUCGCGGAUAGAUCAAAUUUGCGAGCUCAUCAGAAAAGUAAAGGACAUCAUGAUUGGCCAUUUCAAUGUCCACAAUGUGCGAAACCAUUUAGCACACAAACUUAUUUAAAUCGUCACAACUUGCAGGCAUGCAGGAAAUUCCUAACUCAUCACAUGAAAUAAAUUGUUUUCGAGUUCAAAAU
Molecule: messenger RNA, 901 nt
Organism: Eupeodes corollae
Lineage: Eukaryota; Metazoa; Arthropoda; Insecta; Diptera; Syrphidae
Product: zinc finger protein 583
Exons: 4
Coding region: 66-881 (271 amino acids)
Source: RefSeq, a predicted model, not a curated record